CUCUCUCUCUCUACCUUAGAGGUCGAGCGGGAAGAAGGACGAGAGGGUAAAGGAGGGGGCUCUCCGGACCCUCGGCCUAUUCCAAGUCCUGCCUAGGCUGGUCGUCUUCGAUCUCGAUUACACCCUUUGGUCCUUCUACUGUUUCCAGUGAAUGCCGCUCCAAAAGGGAAAUGCCAUCUCUCUACCCACAUGCUGAGGGUAUACUCUAUGCACUCAAGGAUAAAGGAAUCAAUGUGGCGAUUGCUUCUCGAUCACCAACUCCCGACAUAGCUAAAACAUUUCUUCAGAAGUUAGGCAUCCAAUCCAUGUUUGUUGCCCAGGAAAUAUUCUCCAGUUGGACUCACAAGACCGAACAUUUUCAGAGGAUUCAAAGAAGAACUGGCGUACCAUUUAAAUCAAUGCUUUUCUUUGAUGAUGAGCACAGGAAUAUUGAAGCGAUUUCUAAAAUGGGAGUAACGAGCGUCCAUGUGGAAAAUGGAGUAAACCUCGAGAAGCUAAGAUUGGGCCUAAGGAACUUCUCUCACCAGUCUGUCUCACCAAACAUUAAACCAGCUGAUGAGAAGGUGCGGAAGCUCGGGAGUUGAUAGAAGAACGACAAGAAAAGAAGAGAACGAGAAGCACGACUCAACUAGAUCAUGAUUUUGGUAUUCCUUUCCCAAAAUCCUCCUUAUGGUGCAUGUGGUCUUAAUGAUUGGUAUAGGACACCUAUCUUUCGCAACCUCUCAGUGAAGUCAGAGUCAUACGUGGAAAUCCUCCUCAACUUGGUGUAGGAUACCUAUAUUUCUCCACCUAUCAAUGAAGUCAGCCAUAUGUGGAGCACUCAGCACAUGAGGCCUGACAGAAUACUCAACUUGGCGGUAGGACACCCGUCUCUCUCCAACAAUCAAUGAAGUCAGUCAUACGUGGAGGGAAGUCAGCCAUAUGUGGAGCGCUCAGCAGUUGAGGCCUGACAUUUAAGCAAAAGUCACCUGUAGAUAUUUGACUCGUUCGAUGCGCGUUGUUGUUCGACCCAUCCAUGAAGAAGCAUUUUUCAUGUUUUUCCAAUGGACGUUACUGUGACUGGAUGCUGCGUCCUAAUUAUUACUGACGCUGGUGGCGUGGAAUGUCUUCAUGAUGGCGACAUAGUAAAUGAAA
This is a messenger RNA of Musa acuminata AAA Group (dessert banana), 1134 nucleotides long. RefSeq lists its product as uncharacterized. Bases 171 to 584 code for a protein of 137 amino acids. The record is from RefSeq and is a predicted model, not a curated record. The transcript is spliced from 4 exons. Lineage: Eukaryota; Viridiplantae; Streptophyta; Magnoliopsida; Zingiberales; Musaceae. Gene Ontology annotation, molecular function: acid phosphatase activity.